AUGAUGGACGGCGGUGUCAGCUCAGCAGCAGCCAAUAUACGCCAGCGAGAUCAGCUAACCACCCGAAGGACGACGUUGUUGGCGCAGCUAGACCGUGCGGAGCGGUUUAUCGUCCAAUAUGAAGCCGGACGGGAUGAGCUCGAGGUACCGCUACGGAUGGAAAACCUGGACGUACUGUGGGCAUCGCUCGAGGAAGUCCAAGUAGCCCUGGAGGACCUAGAAACGACCAGUGAGGGUAAGACCGCCAAUCUUGAAACUCGUGCUUUGUUUGAGCCAAAGCUUUUCCGAAUUAAAGCCAAUCUUAAAGCCAAACUGCCUCCGCCAAUUCUUCCACAAGCCAAUCGCCCUGAUCCCCCCUCUCGCGUACCAUCCACCUUGUCUAGUUUGAAGUUGCCUACCAUUUCGCUCCCGGAAUUUGAUGGUGAUUACCGUCAGUGGUUAACGUUUCACGACACGUUCCAAGCCCUCAUUCACGACAACGACGAGUUGCCCGUGAUCCAAAAAUUCCACUAUUUGCGCGCUGCAUUGAAAGGUGAAGCCGCUCAACUGAUCGAGUCAAUUGCGAUCAGUGCGGCAAAUUAUCCUCUGGCAUGGGACUCAUUGAUUAGCCGGUAUUCCAACGAAUAUUUGUUAAAAAAGCGACACCUGCAGGACCUGAUGGACGUACCGCGGAUGAAGAAGGAGACUGCGGUCGCGCUACAUUCCACCUUGGAUGAGUUUCAGCGACACGUCAAGAUCCUCAAGCAACUGGGCGAGCCAACGGAUGCGUGGAGUACACUGUUGGAACAUCUCCUGUGUUCAAAACUUCACGAUGAAACCAUCAAGGCGUGGGAGGACCAUGCAGCGACUGUCGACGACCAGAGCUACUCCUGUUUGGUCGAGUUUUUGGAGAAACGAGUUCGUGUGCUGGAAUCGAUUUCGGCCAACCAUCAUGGUAAUCAACCAGCACCUGCUUCUCAGCCGAGCGGAUCCCAUUUCCGCAAACCCUUCAUCAAGAUGUCGUCCCAUUCUGUGACCGAAAGUUCGUUUCCUAAAUGCCAUGCCUGUGACAACCGUCAUGCUCUAGUGAGAUGUCCUCGAUUCAUGGCAAUGGCUGUUGCCGAGAAGCUGCGUCUCGUGAAUUCCAAGCGUCUUUGUGUGAACUGCUUCCGCCAAGAUCACUUCGCCCGUGAUUGCUCUUCGAACUACACAUGCCGAGUGUGUAGAAAACGCCACCAUUCUCUGCUACAUUUGGGUUUCGCCAGCGGUUCCAAUCAACCCAAUCAAGAUUCCCCUUCCAACGUACCCAGCGCUAGCACCAGUUCCACGCUACCUUCCAAUAGCUCCCAGAACAACGACCAACGCCGAGUCCAGUCCGCUUCGGCAAUCGCUCAACCAUCCGAUGUUCAGAGUAGUAACGUUGCUCGUGAUACUGUUCCCACCGUGUUUAUGCUGACUGUUGUCCUCAAGAUCGUAGACGCGUAUGGAAAGGAGCACUACGCUCGCGCUCUGCUCGACGGUGGUUCCCAACCAAAUUUGAUGACGGAUCGAAUGGCACAGCUGCUCCGGUUGAAACGGCAGAAGUUCAACGUACAGGUACAAGGAAUAGGAGAGAAACCAGAAUACGCUAAUGAGUCUGUAUCCACCGAAAUUCGUUCGCGAAAGGGAGAGUUUGCACGGAACGUCACGUUUUUGAUCCUACGCAAGCUGACUUCCAGUCUUCCCAGUUGUUCCGUGCCUGUGUACCAUUGGAAACUUCCCAAAGACCUCUUCCUGGCCGAUCCGGAGUUCAACCGUUCCAGUGAUGUGGAUUUGAUCUUGGGAUCGCAGCAUUUCUUCGAUUGCUUCCCUACUGCGGCAAGAAUUCAGCUGUCGGACAGUCUUCCGAUACUUGUUGACAGCGAAUUUGGGUGGAUCGUCGCAGGCGGUGCUCACCUUGUCCCACCGUCAAUGGAUUCCGUAUGCUGCAAAACUGUUACGGUUUCCGUGGACCCCCUCGAGAAAUGUAUGGAAAAAUUUUGGAGCGUUGAGGAGCUGCCCAUGAGGUCUGCCUUUUCCGUGGAGGAGAAGGCAUGUGAGGACUACUACGUGUCAACAGUUUCGCGAACCCAAGAAGGACGAUAUGUGGUGCGCUACCCAAAGCGCGAAAACUUCAGCACCAUGAUCGGCGAAUCCAAAUCCACGGCUCUCCGGCGAUUUUCCAUGCUGGAGGGACGCUUUUCCAAAAAUCCAGGAUUGCAGGAAAGCUACGAAAGUUUCAUGGCGGAGUACUUAUCCAUGGGACACAUGCGCCAAGUCCAGGAAGGGAACAACGAUGUGCUGGCUUAUUACCUGCCUCACCAUCCUGUUAUAAAAGAAGCAAGCACAACCACAAAAACACGUGUCGUUUUCGAUGGCUCCAGCAAAACUUCCACCGGCCAUUCUUUAAACGAAGCACUGUGUGUGGGUCCGGUUGUACAGGACGAUCUGCUGACUUUGGUGAUCCGCUUCCGAAAAUUUCCAGUGGCUGUUGUAGCGGACAUCGCCAAAAUGUACCGCCAGGUGCUAAUCCACCCCGAAGAUGCACCACUCCAAAGAAUUGUCUGGGGAUCCAACCCUUCGCAACCUCCAGCUACUUUUGAGCUGCAGACGGUCACCUAUGGCCUCGCUCCGUCAUCAUACCUGGCCACCCGCACACUGCAGCAGCUUGCAGAAGACGAAGGUCAUGCUUAUCCUCUCGGCAAGCCGGCCCUCACAAAAUCCUUCUAUGUCGAUGACUUCAUAGGAGGAGCCAAUUCCAUUUCUGAAGCCAUCCAAUUGCGUGUGGAGCUGACAGAUCUUCUUGCGAAAGGUGGAUUUCCGAUCCGUAAAUGGACGUCCAACAAACUAGAGGUACUGCAAGGUCUGGAUGCUGACUCCAUUGGCACGCAGUCUAGCGUGCGAUUCGACCCGGAUGAAACCGUGAAGACAUUGGGUAUUUGCUGGGAACCUGAGCGAGACCAAUUCCGGUUCAACUACCACGUGAGCCAAACCAUCCUGAGAGCAACGAAGAGAUCCAUCCUAUCCGCCAUUUCUCAGCUAUUUGACCCGUUAGGGUUGGUUGCGCCGAUUGUUGUACGGGGAAAAAUGCUGAUGCAGGAGUUGUGGCUAAUAGCCUGCUCCUGGGACGACGAAGUCCCUGACAUCGUGAAGCAGAAAUGGGAGACCUUCUACCAUCAACUUUCGAAACUGUCAGAAUUUCGAAUUCAGCGCUACGCAUUCCAAGCUAACUCCGUGGUACAACUCCACACGUUCGCGGAUGCAUCGGAAGCUGCUUACGGAGCUUGUAUCUAUGCACGCUCUGUAGACCCCGAAGGACGAGUUACAAUCCAGCUUUUGGCCGCGAAAACUCGCGUGGCGCCCCUCAAAAGGUUGUCUCUACCCAGGCUCGAACUGUGUGCAGCAGUUGUCGCCGCUCAACUACAUGGACGAGUCAACGAAGCGUUGGACAUGAAUAUUGCUAGCUCAUUCUUCUGGUCCGAUUCCACAGUGACGCUCCAGUGGCUGAAAUCCCCUCCAAACACGUGGAAGACCUUCGUAGCAAACAGAGUGUCCGAGAUUCAGACAACCACCCACGGUGCUCGAUGGAACCAUGUGGCAGGAUCGCAGAACCCCGUGGAAUGA
Messenger RNA from Aedes albopictus (Asian tiger mosquito), 3621 nucleotides. RefSeq lists its product as uncharacterized. The record is from RefSeq and is a predicted model, not a curated record. The transcript has a single exon. Bases 1 to 3621 code for a protein of 1206 amino acids. NCBI's taxonomy places the organism in Eukaryota, Metazoa, Arthropoda, Insecta, Diptera, Culicidae.